Molecule: messenger RNA, 2669 nt
Organism: Brassicogethes aeneus
Lineage: Eukaryota; Metazoa; Arthropoda; Insecta; Coleoptera; Nitidulidae
Source: the annotation of a GenBank genome assembly
AUUCUGCCGACGGAGUUAUCAUAUGAUAGUUGAUUAAUUCUACGCAUAUUUGUUUAUUUGGGUAAAGGCACGUUUUUUCGGGAAUAAAACCGUAGUGGAGGUAAACUAAAUAAUCAAUUAAAUGUUCCACUCUCGAAACAGGUGCACUAUAUUGAUUACCGCUUCUUUAAUUAACAUUCAAAGGCCUUUUUAAGGUUACGGGCGAAGUAGUUAAUAACAAAUUUAGUAGAGUGAUUCGGAGGUUUUCGUCUGCAGCAAAACUCCAACAUGGACGCACCAAAAACAUCAGACGUCGUUUUGGUGACGGGAAAUUCUCACCCGGAAUUGGGGAAUAUGAUUGCCAGAAGACUGGGUGUCAAGUCUGGAGGAUGCGCUGUCUAUCACAAAGCGAAUCGCGAGACCAUGGUGAAAAUUGGCGACUCCAUCAGAGGGAAAGACAUCUACAUCAUUCAGACAGGCACAAAGGAUGUAAACAACAACAUAAUGGAGCUCCUUAUUAUGGCUUAUGCCUGCAAAACAUCUUCAGCUAAAAGCAUUGUAGGGGUUAUUCCUUACUUGCCUUACUCUAAGCAGUGUAAAAUGCGUAAAAGGGGAAGCAUAGUUACAAAGUUGGUUGCUCAGAUGAUGUGCAAAUCUGGUUUGACCCAUAUUAUUACCAUGGAUUUGCACCAAAAAGAGAUACAGGGCUUUUUUGACUGCCCUGUAGAUAAUUUGAGGGCCAGCCCCUUUCUGCUUCAGUACAUUCAAGAAAGUAUUCCGGAUUACCGGAACUCGGUUAUCGUCGCGCGCAACCCGGGCAGCGCCAAAAAAGCGACAUCUUACGCCGAAAGGUUGCGUUUGGGGAUAGCGGUCAUCCACGGGGAGCAAAAAGAAUCCGAAUCGGAUGAGGUGGACGGGAGGUGCUCCCCUCCACUGGUCCCCCGUUCCAGAACUAUGGACGCUGGAGUGGGGGUUCCGGUGCACAUCGCUAAAGAGAAACCCCCCAUAAAUGUGGUGGGGGACGUUGGAGGUCGCAUCGCCAUAAUGGUGGACGAUCUAAUUGACGACGUAGCUUCGUUCGUAGCUGCAGCUGAGGUUUUGAAGGAACGCGGGGCGUACAAAAUUUACGUGUUGGCCACGCAUGGUUUGUUGUCUUCGGAUGCCCCCAGAUUGAUCGAGGAUUCUCCCAUUGACGAGGUGGUCGUGACAAACACGAUUCCGCACGAGCUGCAAAAAAUGCAGUGUCACAAAAUAAAAACGGUCGAUAUCUCGAUUUUGUUGGCCGAGGCCAUACGCAGGAUCCACAACAAGGAGUCCAUGUCAUAUUUGUUUAAAAAUGUAACUUUGGAGGACUAAAAUAUUUAUAGAAUCCCACCAAUUAAAAUAAUCAUGCAUCUAUUGUUAUAAGCACUUUUUUUGUUUUUCCGUUUUUAGGAAACAGUGAUUCAGUUUUACCAACCUUAAUAAAUUAAUAUCUACACACUGUAUUAAAUAAGUAUUUUUGUAUUAUUUUGCGAUUUUGUUUCCGUAUUAUUUUGCUUUGUUGAUUUCCAAUAUUUUUGGCUUGUUAUUGGUAGAUUAAGUAUUAAACAAUAAAAAUGUAUAUAAGUUUUGAUUAAGGUGUUUUUAUUACCUUCAUCAAAAAUAAAAGUCAAAAAUACUUAAUAUAAAAACAAUUUAUUAACACAUAAAACUAUGAACCAUAUUUUUUAGCUUUCAACUGUUUGUAAGCCUCAAUAAUUUCUUUCUGUUGUUUAUCCAGCUGUCUUCUCAAAGCAUUUGGAAGAUCUUUUCUUUUCCCCUUUUUGUCAAUGGUUUUGUUUUUUAUUUCCUUCAACUUUUUCAAACUAUUUUUUACAACUUUCUCACUUUUUUGCUCUUUAAUGGUAUUAUUAUUAUUAUUCUUUGGCUCCAGCAUGGAUUUCAGCAGCAAUUGUUUGCUACCCGGCUAAAAAAAAUGUUUACAAAAACCUGAUGUUCAAAAAUAAUAAAAACUUACUCUGGGUGCACUUUCAAGUUUUGUCACCCUCCUGGGGGCAGAUAAGGUCGGUGGUGCGUGAACAAUUUCACCAAAUUUAACCUCAUCCUUAAAAUCAUUGAAGUCCAUGGGUUUUUCAGCUUUCUUAUUCUUUUUUUCGUUCUUCUUUAGCUGCCAUUUCUGCGAUUUACUCAAUUUCGGACCCUCAUCCUUCUUUUUCUUUUUCUUCUUUUUGUUUUGUUUAUCCUUGCUCUCUUUUUUGGCUUUGUUUAUCAAAACUUGUAGUUCAUCUUUUGGCCUUUUUUUGACUUCUUCCACCUAAGAUAAAUUGUAAGUUAUUUUAACAACGUUAAAUAUUGACGUACUUGUCCCGUCUCGGCGUUCCUUUUAAUGUCAACACCGUAUUUCUCCUCAAAAGCAGCUUCUCGUUGUACACUUUGACAAAUACGAUUAACUCUAAGCAAGAAGUGCCUGUCAUUCUCGCCAGGGCGUUGCUUGAACUCUGGUAUAGGCUUCUCCUCCACGAUAUUUACCGCCUUCUUACUAUCUCCCUUAUUUUUCACUGGUUUAACAACUUUCUUAACCUCAACAACUUUCUUCACGUUUUUUUUGCUCUUACCAUAGUAAUACCCACUUUUAACCUUAUCCUUCAACUCCAUGAUCCUCGACAAACUCUUCGGUAUAUCCUGUGCAUCGGGAUGCGACGGCGGGG